Callorhinchus milii (elephant shark) is the source of this 4816-nucleotide messenger RNA. Its product is annotated as nucleobindin-2. The transcript is spliced from 13 exons. The coding region runs from base 349 to 1755 and encodes 468 amino acids. Gene Ontology annotation, cellular component: extracellular exosome; endoplasmic reticulum-Golgi intermediate compartment. Gene Ontology annotation, molecular function: calcium ion binding. NCBI's taxonomy places the organism in Eukaryota, Metazoa, Chordata, Chondrichthyes, Chimaeriformes, Callorhinchidae. The record is from RefSeq and is a predicted model, not a curated record.
GUAGGUUGCGGCGCUUGACAAGUCGAGCUGCUGCUGGUGCGCAGCGGUGCUCACAACUGGUGGGGGGGAACCGUCAGGUAUCGUGCAACAAGCGCUCCGGCUCCAGCCCUCUGCAUCCUCAGCACAACCACCACCACCAGCAGCACAGCCCUCUGCAUCCUCAGCAACUCCACCAGCACCAGCAGCACAGCCCUCUGCAUCCUCAGCAACUCCACCACCACCAGCAGCACCAGCACAGCCCUCUGCAUCCUCAGCACCAGCAGCACAGCCCUCUGCAUCCUCAGCAACUGCACCAGCAGCAGCUUCAGACCCGUCCUGCGUGUGUGAGGAGGAGGAGGAGGCAAUAGGAUGAGGUGGAAACGACCAACGCCCUUACACUGUUGGCUACUGAUCGGUCUCCUUGUUGCUGCUGAAGCUGUGCCAAUCGAUAAGAUAAAACCCAUAGAUGUGGAGAUGCCAGCACAAGAGACCAUGGAACCACACGACACUGGCUUAUAUUAUGAUCGCUACCUCAGGGAAGUGAUUGAUGUGCUGGAAACGGACAAGCAUUUUCGGAAGAAGCUUCAGACGGCGGAUAUAGAAGAGAUCAAGGCUGGGAAACUGUCUAAAGAGCUGAACUUAGUCAGUCACAUGGUGAGAAGUAAACUGGAUGAACUGAAACGCCAGGAGGUAGCCCGGUUACGGAUGCUUAUCAAAGCCAAAAUGGAUGUGCAUCAAGGAAAAGACAUCAAAAUAGACCACCAUGCUUUGCUGAAACAAUUCGACCACCUCAACCAUCAAAACCCACACAGCUUCGAGUCUGAAGACCUGGAGAUGUUGAUCAAAACCGCCACCAGUGACCUGGAGAACUAUGACCGGGACCGACACGAAGAGUUCAAGCAGUACGAGAUGCUGAAGGAGCAUGAACGGAGAGAAUAUCUGAAGACACUGGACGAUGUGCGGAGGAAAGAGGAAGAGAUGCGGUUUGAGGAGAUGAAAAAGAAACACAGGGACCACCCCAAAGUUCACCAUCCAGGAAGCAAGGAUCAGUUGAAAGAAGUUUGGGAGGAAACAGAUGGCCUUGACCCUGAAGACUUUGACCCCAAGACCUUCUUCAAGCUACACGAUAGCAAUGGGGACAAGUUCCUGGACGAGCAGGAGUUGGAAGCUCUGUUUACUAAAGAGCUGGAGAAAAUCUACGAUCCGAACAACGAGGAAGAUGACAUGGUGGAGAUGGAGGAGGAGCGGCUGAGGAUGAGGGAACACGUCAUGAACGAGGUCGACAUUAACAAGGACCGGCUGAUAUCUCUGGAGGAAUUUCUCAAGGCUUCGGAAAAGAGAGAUUUUACAGACCCAGAAAACUGGGAGACACUGGACCAGCAGGACCUUUACUCGGAGAGCGAGCUGCGGCAGUUUGAGAGUCGGCUGGCCAAGCAGCAGGACGAGCUCAACAUGAAAUCUCACAACCUGAUGAAGCAACACCAGGAGCUGCAGUCACAGCACAACCAGCUUCAGGUUCAGAAACACGAACUCUACCAGGCCAUGCAGCAGAUGGAGCAGAAGAAGCAAGGCCAGAAGGGUCCCAAAAUAGAGCUGAAAUUCCACCCAGUUAAGCAGGACUCGACCCCUCCAGAAGACGUCAACUCCCCGAUACCAAUGAAGGCAAAAGCUCUAGAUAACGUUCACAAUCUAAUUCAAGAUAGAGCUCAUGAUCCAGUUCAGGACUUGUAUCCAGCCACCACGGGAGCCCCCAGACACGACGAGCCUCUACAUUGAUGUCGCCUCCUCAACCCCCUUCUCCUUCCCCACACCCACCCCGCUCCGCACUCUGCCUCCAGUGCUCAGCCAGGCCCUGGGACAUCCCGCCAGACCUCCGGGUCCAACUCCUUCAUGUUUCCGGUUCAAUUCUGUAGCUGUUACCUGUCACUGUCUAAUUCGAUUUGAUAAUCACACAGUUUACUGGGCGAUCGCGUGUGCAAGAGUUUUGUUGAAGGAGGUCACUGAAACUCUCAUGUGCAGAUAUUUAUUUUUGACCGAAGGAGAUUUAUUAAGGUAACAUCUGAAGCACAAUUUCAUUUCACUCCCCCCACCAUCCCUUCUACCAUCCCAGUUGAUCUGAAAUUGAGAUGCAUUUUCUAACAGUAUCGGGGGGAGGAAAUUAAUCUUAUUUGACUGGGUGGAGAGCAAUCACUUCAAAGAGCAUUUAGCUCUGAUUUUUUUCGGAGAGGGUGAGGUGCGUGAUGGGAGACAAAGGAGUUGUGCUCAGUCUGCGUGUUUGUAAUCAGAGUUGAAAUUAUCUUGACAUUCCAUCAUGUGUUCGAUUGUGAGUAUUUUUUGUUUGUUUAAAGUUCUUGUCAGUGCAAAAAAAAAAAUUUCUUCUUCACGUCAGGGCGUUGUAGGAGGGGAGUGGGUCGGGGGAAGUGGGGGUAUUGCAGAAUGCGGUUUGAAGCUGAACCUGGGGGAAGCCUCAACUCUUCCCGUGGUUCUUCUCAAUCUUUACUCCUGGUCAAGAAUCUGUCCAGGCUUCAGACUCCACCAGGUCCAACUCUGCUGACCAUCCUCAUAGCCGAGCCAGUGAUGAUGGAAAUCCAUUCUGGAGUCCUGUGGACUAAAGGUUAGCUCGCUCGCCUCGCAAACGAGAGGGUUUGAUUCCCAGGCACUAUGAAACCCGAGGCAACUUUCCUUACUCCACAUGUCUGUUUUUCUAGCGAUAAGUAGGAACCCGGUUGUCGAUUGGCGGAUCGGUAAUAAACCCCCCAAAAAAUGUGGUCACCGAAUCCACAAUUGUUUAUGAGAAACUGCUGUGUGCAAUUGGCUGCCACGUUUCAUCCUCAUUUUGAGUGCCAGACCAGCUCAUCGUGAACAUUAUUUGCAACUAAUGGAAUCCUCGUUCUGAAUUACCAAUUUAUCAAAUUGCUGCCAGACAUUUGGCAGCCAUGGCACUUGAUGCUUCCUUUUUUUUUUGAACGGUGGGGGAAGGGAGGGAGGAUUUGCCACAAACUAAAUCUAAUCCUAUGAGUAUUUUAAAACCGAGUAAACCGCGUGCCUGAUCUUUAGAAUCUUUAAAAAGCGUCAGCCGAGAGCACUCAGUCGUGCGAUUAUUGGUGUGUGUUUCAUUUAAAACAAUGGACAAUCAAUACACUGGAGUGAGCCCUGGGUUUUUCACACUUUGUUGCAGAACUCUGUGCAGCGAGUACUAUACAUGCACACACGCACGCGCACACACCCACACACCGUCUCCAUCCUGUGAAUGUCCCGUUAAAAGAUGGUGUGUGUGGGUGGGGAGGGUGUGAAUGGACAGAAUGCGUCACGUUAAAGUAUAAAGACACAAAAAGCUUAUUCGAAGAAUACUGUGAAUUAAUAAUUGUUGUUCUUGGGUUUCUUUGUAAUAUUUUAGCAGUUUGGAUACUUGCAUAAAAGUGAUGGUUUCAUAGAUUCCUAGAGAUUCACAGAGCAGAAGGGGGCCAUUCAGCCCAUUGAGUCAUCACUUAUUCUCAGAGAAAGCUGUCCAUUCAAUCCCACUGGCCUGCCCUAUCCUCAUCCCACUUCAAACUUCUGUCAUAUAUCUAGGGUCUAUUUCCAUCUUGAAACUCGCUUGGUAUCUGCCUUUACCACCUUAUUUUGCACAAUAUUCCACAUCCCAACAAUAGAGUAUUAAAAAGAAAAAUCCUAAACUCUUCUUUCGCUUUUCUUGUAACUUAUAUAUCUAUGUCCUCUAGUAAUUCUUAAAAAUGGAAAUAGCUUCUCCCUAUUUUACGCUGUUCUGUACACCUCUUUCAGGUUCCUCUCUGCUCCAAUGAAAACAGGUUUGUUGCUUUAGAACAGGGGCACUCAUUACAGCACUUAUCUGAGACCUGAAAUGACAAUUCAUCUCUAACCCAGUGAGACUAUUCUGCCUUAGAAAUUAACAUGUGGUUAGAAAUGUGCAAAGAAAUCCAGUCUGAGUUUAGAAGCUGUCUUUUCAGGAUCUUCCAAAAAAAACGGUUUACAAAUUAUGGAUUUGAAAGAUGAUGCAUAUUUCUGUGUUAUCUUCAAUUUGAAAACAUUUUAACGUGCUUACAAAGACUGAGGUGGAGUUUCAGAUCUUUGAGCUUCGAUUUGCAUUGAACUGUGAAGAUGCAUGUUAUGCAGGAGGCUUUUGUUGACAUCAGCUACACCUUCACAGAGACUUCUUGUCUCCCUCUUAACGCACCACCUCAGGAGACUGUAACUCACCCACACGCAAGAGUAGCUGACGGUGAGUGAUAAGCUAACUCUCAGCGGCAGAUGCUUACAACAGCUCCCUUACGCAAAAUGCCACGAGGAUGGAUUUAGACCAAUAGUGUUCCUUACUUUGUGUUAACUGGUUCUUGACCACAAUUAAGGCCCUGUCCGACCGAUUCUUUGUUCAAGCAAGGUCCUGCCUGCCUACUCAGGUGGACAUUAAAGUUCCCAUGGCACUAUUCAAAAAGAGAUGGGAGUUUCUCCCGGUGUCCCAGCCAUCAUAUCCCCCAAAUAAAAUUGGCCAUUCACUCCAUGGCUGUUUGUGGGACACUCUGUGUGCAAACUGGCUGCCACAAUUCGCCCACAAAUACACAGUCAAUCCACUUUACAGUAUAUCCUGUGAAGCGCUUUGAGAUGUCUUGACGAUGUGAGAAGGCGCUAUAUCAAAUGCAACAAUUAUUAUUUCAAAACGUGCAUUUUUUCUUCUUUAUUUUAUGUUGUACCUUUUAUUUUCAAUGUGUUUUUUUUUAGUGGUGCAAUAUUUGUGGAUGAAAAUGUUUCAGUUAAUUUUCUGUUGAAUUCUUUGUAAGAAUUGGUUUUUAAAAAGACCUUUGGAACAUAAAAGCAGAAUAUU